AUGGCAGCGCCCAACAGUCCGCGCAAAUCAAUCGAUAGUUUGGCAUCUGCUACAUCGACACCCUCCAUUUCACAUUAUGCUACGACCCACUUGGAGUCGCCGCGAGUGCCACCUCAACGAUACCCCCUGAGGAGGGGAUCAACGGCGAGCUCCAUUGUUAGCAUUGGAGGAAUAUUGGACACUUCUCAGCACCACGGCACCAUCACAGAGUCCGGGCAGAAUGCUAUCUCAACGCUCCUCCAGCCCCCAAUUGUGCGCACCGGCCUGACACCCCAUACGGCAGUGUCUACAACCGGAUACAAGCCCCCAUCAUCUCGCGAUAUCCCCCCUGUAACGUUGACCAAUAUCACACAUGUGGAUUCCAAGGCUUUUCAGCCCUACUUCUCCCAGGAAAUGCUGUGGAAGAAAGCCAAGCCCCCCCCCGGGGUCAAAUCACCCAAGCCGGAAGAUGUGGGAUCUUUGAUGCCAUGGAGUUCUGAGCGAAGGUCCUCCAAUGUUUCAAUAACCUCACGCCCCGCAUCGCCCUAUGAUCCUCGAGGCCGCCGUCGCUCUAACUCGCGGGGUCGUGCGCCUGCAGUGACUCCAUUAUCGACCAUCCCGCCCGUCUAUUUUGAAGAAGAUUUUCAUCUAGAAAACCCGAGAACCUUCGAUGUAAUAUCAGAGAAAUCAGAGGUGGUUCGCCCACCAAAGCCACAAUCCAAAGACGAUAAGCCAAGUAAUGGCGGAGCGGCAGAGCCUGCCCAUACUGGACGAAAGGCGCUAGCGACGAAUGCAAUCCUACAAGAAAAGCUGUCAUGGUACAUGGAUACCGUGGAGAUCCAUCUGAUCUCCUCGAUCUCGACCGCUUCCAAGUCGUUUUUCACGGCAUUGGGUUCCCUGCGAGAGUUACAUGCAGAGGCUGCCGACUCAGUGGAACGAAUCCAGGUCUUGCGUCGUGAUCUACAAAAGAUUGAUAAAGAAAUGGCUCUGGGUGGCCUGAAAAUUGUCAAUCUGCGCCGAAGAAGGGAGAACGUGCGAAUGUUGGCUGCAGCUGUGGGCCAGCUGCGCGAUGUUGUGGAAUCCGUUUCACGCUGUGAAGAGUUGGUUGAGCAGGGUGAAAUCGAAGUAGCUUCUGAUGAACUCGAGGAAGUGGAAAGGUUGAUGGCAGGAGAAAAGUUGUCUGAUCAACCCGGUCAGGAUAGCGAUGACCGCCCCCGUCAGGCAAUUGAUCUGCGGAAGCUGAAGGCCCUUGAUGGCGCAGCAGAAGAUCUAUCUCAUUUGAGGCAGCGCAUCGGAUUGGGCUACGAAACUCGGUUCUUGAAUGAUCUGCUCGGGGAUCUACGCGAGCAUGUUGAAAAUGUGUCAUCAGCCACGACUUUACAACGUUGGGGAGCAUCGUUUUUGCGGCAACGUGGCGGUCAACGCCCGGUGUCUAUGGUCUCCCCUGCGUAUAUGAACAUUGAUAAAGAUUUACGAACGCGCUUACAUGCCCAACUCACCGGGCUCGCGAAAGCGCACUAUACAACCCCCGCCGCAACCUCAUUCAAAACCGCGGUCUUGCGCGAAAUGAAGGCCCUCAUUCGGAAAUAUCUGCCUAGCUCAAGUGACGAUGAUAACGAGUCAAUGGUCUCUGUCUCCACGCAUGGUGGGCGCCAGCGUAGCCAGCAAGAGAAAUCUUCUAUCCUUGCGCGCAAUCUUCGGGCUCUCGAUCCGGAAGAUGCUUAUUCCAUGCUUGUGGCAGUUUACACUGGCAUUAGUGAGUGUCUUCGCCGAUUGAGUACUCAGGUGAAAAUCCUUCUGGAUAUCGCUAGCGGGCUUGAAAACCCAGCAGUCGUGUCUCGUAGCCCCAAUCCCCAAAUCCAAGAGUCGAAUAGAGCAAAUACUGAGUCUUCUGCGUCCGCCAUGGCCCAAGACGAGAUCCUGCAGGUUUUGGAUAUGUCGAGCCUCCUUGGACAGGCUGUCGACAUUGCCCAGUCGCAAAUCACGAAGGUACUCAAGGUCCGCUCCGAGCAAACGGCGCAGCUGCCCAAAGAAGAUUUUCUCAAAUACUUCACACUGAACCGUCUGUUCGCCGACGAAUGCGAGGCGAUUUCAGGGCGUGGUGGCACUGCGCUCCGAACCAUUGUGGGCAGCCAGAUUCGUGAGUUCAUUUCCCGGUUUAGCGAGUCUCAAAGACACCGAAUCGUGGAGGUGAUGGACGCGGAUAAAUGGGAUGCCCGCGACUUCGGAGAACCAGAAGUCACGAUCAUGACUCGUAUCUUAGAUGCUAGUACGAAGGACGUCGAUGCAUGGGUUGAUGCAUCCAAGAUUUGGAUGACCCCUGAAGAGAACAAGCCCGGGCCGUCCGAUCAGAGUCCUGCUGCCAAUGGCUCCGGCAAAGAGAAAGUUCGCAGCGCUGUCAUUGAUGAGCAAAAGUAUAUUCUACCGGACUCUGCGCUUGUAAUCAUGCGCAGCAUCGAAGAAUUCGAGUUCCUCAUGGCGAGUAUCCCGAACAUGAUUCAGGAUAUUGCACCGCAGCUGCUUGAGAUACUGAAGCUCUUUAACUCACGGUCCUCUCAGUUGAUUCUCGGCGCCGGCGCUACUCGCAGUGCUGGAUUGAAGAAUAUCACUACCAAGCAUCUUGCCUUAUCGUCGCAAGCAUUGAGUUUCGUUGUGGCAUUGGUCCCUUACGUUCGCGAAUUUGUCCGCCGCCACGGCCAGGGUAACCAAAUCAUGGGCGAGUUUGACAAAGUUAAACGACUGUGUCAAGAGCACCAAAACGGUAUUCAUGAAAAGCUAGUUGACAUAAUGGUUUCACUCUCCAAUGUCCGCGUCAAUGCCAUGAAACGUAUUGAUUGGGAUGCUGAAGGCCCCGCUGUCAACCCCUACAUGGAGAUCCUCGCGAAGGAAACGGGCACCUUACACCGUGUUCUCAGUAAACAUCUGCCCGACAUGACAGUUGACAUGAUCAUGAUUCCUGUUUUUACCCGCUACCGAGAGCAAUGGACGAGGGCGUUCGAGGAGGCCAACGUGAGUACCGAGGCUGGAAAGAAGAGGAUGGAGGCGGACAUUGAAUACUUGCAAAGCAAACUAGGAAAAAUCCAGGGAGCUGAUGAUCUCAGCAAAAGAUUACUAGAGAUUGUACAGGCAAAAGUUACCGCUGCACCCGCCGACGCCACCGAAAACGCAGAGCGUGGAAAUCAGCAGAGCCAGGCUGACGAGCCUCAGUCUUGA
This is a messenger RNA of Penicillium chermesinum, 3192 nucleotides long. Its product is annotated as vacuolar protein sorting-associated protein 54. Gene Ontology annotation, biological process: Golgi to vacuole transport; retrograde transport, endosome to Golgi. NCBI's taxonomy places the organism in Eukaryota, Fungi, Ascomycota, Eurotiomycetes, Eurotiales, Aspergillaceae. The coding region runs from base 1 to 3192 and encodes 1063 amino acids. Gene Ontology annotation, molecular function: syntaxin binding. The transcript has 4 exons. Gene Ontology annotation, cellular component: GARP complex. The record is from RefSeq and is a predicted model, not a curated record.